Molecule: messenger RNA, 675 nt
Organism: Entrophospora candida
Lineage: Eukaryota; Fungi; Glomeromycota; Glomeromycetes; Entrophosporales; Entrophosporaceae
Source: the annotation of a GenBank genome assembly
AUGCUUUAUAAAGUACAAUAUGCCGUUGAAACUAUAUCCUCAAAUCCUAAAUUAAUAAGAGAGUGGGUUAAGUAUUUGCCGGAAGUUAUCAAUUACCUAAAUAAUUAUCCAACUCGACUUAUUAAAGCUCCUGGGUCGAAGAAAUGGGGAUUAGCGCCUAUAAAAGCAAUUAAGUUAGAAAAGGUUGAAUCUAGACCAUCUAUGAAAUAUAAACGUCCGGUUGGAAGAGAUGAAAAAAGGUUAAAAAAGGGCGAUACAGUUCGUUACUUACUUGCCAAUGGAGAAUGGGAAGGAGGUAUGGAGAAUCAGAGACGUGCGACGGAUCCUGUAUGGAGUCCAACUUUAUUUAAAAUUGGAAAAAUUGUUGUAACAAAGAAUGAACCCGUGUUAUAUUAUAUCGAUGGCGAAUUUGCUCCAAAGCGUGGAUUUGUUCGAGAAGAACUCAUGCAUCUAACCUGCGAGCCUGAUCUACCGCCCCAGAGUAUAUUAUCGGAAAAGCAGCAUACCCGAUUAGUUCAUUCUAUCCAAGUCUCUGAAAAUAAAUUAGCCGUGCUAGGUUCGCUAAUUCAAGCUUGUGAAUACGCAAAGAAACGUAAUGGAACUUGUAUUAUAAAAACUGGUCGAAUUAAUGAUCAGGAAGUUUUUCUCUGGUAUUUGAAAAAUUCCGAUUCUUAG